Messenger RNA from Physeter macrocephalus (sperm whale), 528 nucleotides. It is a transcript of the gene C16H11orf97, whose product is annotated as chromosome 16 C11orf97 homolog. Lineage: Eukaryota; Metazoa; Chordata; Mammalia; Artiodactyla; Physeteridae. Gene Ontology annotation, cellular component: ciliary base. Bases 40 to 528 code for a protein of 162 amino acids. The record is from RefSeq and is a predicted model, not a curated record. The transcript is spliced from 4 exons.
GGCCAGUCGGCCGCGCGCCUCGAAGAAGACCCCCGCGGCAUGAGGGGGGAGGAGGCGGUGACCGCGGUGGCGAUGCCCGAGGCGGGCCGCGACGGCGAGCAGCCUCGGCCGCCCGCAGGCCUGGGGUGCGGGGCGCGCGGGGAGACCGGAGGCCACGGCCCCCAAGAAUCCCGGAAGCAGUGGAAGAAAUUUUUAUAUUGUGAGCCACAUAAGAGAAUUAAGGUAGUACUGGAAGAAGAGCUUUAUAUUAAGAGAGAUGAAUGCCACAUUAAACAUCCACCUGCAGUGGCCCUGGAAGGGAUUUGGAGCAUUAAAAGGAAUCUCCCUGUGGGAGGCUUGAAGCCAGGACUGCCGAGCAGAAACAGUUUACUGCCACAAGCCAAGUACUAUUCGAGGCACGGAGGGCUUCGAACGGACGUCUGCCAGCGAUAUUUGUGGCAGGAUGUGGAGACGGCAGGGGUUCUGACAUGGAAGCACAAGCAGUGUCCAGAUAGUGUACAGACAUACAUCUGGGUCUAUAAGUCCUGA